Messenger RNA from Colletotrichum orchidophilum, 1032 nucleotides. RefSeq names its product 2OG-Fe(II)oxygenase superfamily protein. Gene Ontology annotation, molecular function: dioxygenase activity. The transcript has 2 exons. NCBI's taxonomy places the organism in Eukaryota, Fungi, Ascomycota, Sordariomycetes, Glomerellales, Glomerellaceae. The record is from RefSeq and is a predicted model, not a curated record. Bases 1 to 1032 code for a protein of 343 amino acids.
AUGGCGGAAAAGACGAAAUAUGUUCAUCGGGUGAUUCCCGAAAUUUCGCUCCAUGAGUUCGAAAGUCGGAUCGAUGAGAUUACUUCUCAGCUAUGUGAUGCUGCCGAGAAUGUCGGGUUCUUCUCCAUCAAAAACCAUGGUCUCAGCGAUUCCGAAGUGGAGGCUAUGUUCUCUGUAGCUGAGUCCUUUUUCGCCCUGCCAGACGGAACCAAAGCCACCGUACCGUGGAGUCCCAAGAAUGUCGGCUGGGAGAAAUUGUCACAAGUCAGACCGUCCACGGGUGCUGCCGAUCAAAAGGAGUCCUAUCAACUCCAAUUCGGGGAGAACAUGGACGGAGUGUGGGUUAGCGAUGAUAGUAUCCCUGGCUUCAAGGACAAAUCUCUAGCCUUUAUGCAUCGUGUGCAAGCCAUAUCGGAAAAGUUGAUGCUCUGCUUGGCCCGGGGCCUCGGCUUCCCGGACGAUUACUUCAUCAAGUACCACGAUGCCAGCCAUCCCGGCGCCCAGUCUGUGCUCCGGCUUCUGCACUACUUUGAAACUCCUCGCGUCAACGAUGGAAAGGUAUACCAUCGUGCAGGCGCCCACGCCGACUGGGGAUUUCUUACGCUGCUAUUUCAACGUGCAGGGCAAUCUGGACUCGAGAUCUGUCCUGGCCGUGAAGCCGUCACCGAACACGCCCUUGGCGACGAGUGGACAAAGGUGGAGAUCAACCCCGGCGUCAUCAUAUGCAACAUUGGAGACUUGCUGAUGAGCUGGAGCGACGAUCGGUUCAAGAGCACCUAUCACCGGGUCAAGGCGCCGUUUGAAGAGGGGGACUACUACGGGGAGAGAUUUAGCAUGGCUUUCUUCAACCAGCCGUGCAAAGAGGCUGUCAUUCAGGGCCCGCUGAAGAAGUAUCCAUUGGUGACUGGAGAGGAGUUCAAUCGCAACGCCAUGAACAGAAUGUACGCGGCUUUGCAGGCGAAGAUGGCUGGAGUUGAGGCCAAGGACGGAAAGAUGGAGAGCGAGGCUCCCACUGUGAAGAGCCAAGGGUGA